This is a messenger RNA of Cryphonectria parasitica EP155, 744 nucleotides long. RefSeq names its product family 12 glycoside hydrolase. Gene Ontology annotation, biological process: polysaccharide catabolic process. The transcript is spliced from 3 exons. Lineage: Eukaryota; Fungi; Ascomycota; Sordariomycetes; Diaporthales; Cryphonectriaceae. The record is from RefSeq and is a predicted model, not a curated record. The coding region runs from base 1 to 744 and encodes 247 amino acids. Gene Ontology annotation, molecular function: cellulase activity.
AUGAAGUUCGCUGCAGGCCUUCUCCCUCUUGCCCUGGCGGGUGCCGCCUCAGCGAAGACUACCCGUCCUGGCCACAAAGAACGCUCGACCGAGACCUGUGAUCAGUGGGGCGAGAUCGAGACUGGUUCUUACAUUGUCUACAAUGAUCUGUGGGGCGAGGCCGAUGCCACCAGCGGCUCUCAGUGCACGACAGUCACGGCCGUCACCAACGGUAUCAUUGAGUGGUCGACAUCCUGGACAUGGGCUGGCGGCUCGUCCGACGUCAAGUCAUUCGCCGACGUCUCGCUGGUCUUCACCCCUACGGAGCUGUCUGCUCUCUCGGACAUCCAGGCUGUCUGGGAGUGGAGCUACUCUGGCACAUCCAUCGACGCCGAUGUGGCCUUUGACACGUUCCUGUCGUCUAGCUGCAGCUCGACAACCGACGAGUACGAGGUCAUGAUCUGGCUGGCCGCCCUUGGUGGUGCUGGACCCAUCUCGUCGACCGGCGCCACGAUUGCCACGCCGUCCAUCGAUGGGUAUACUUGGAACCUGUGGUAUGGCCUGAACGGCGCCACAAAGGUGUACAGCUUUGUUGCCCCCAGCGAGAUCACAUCCUUCGAUGGCAACCUUCUGUCGUUCUUUGAUUACCUCGUCGAUUAUGAGGGUGUCUCGUCCAGCUCGUGCCUCAUCGACAUCCAGGCCGGCACUGAGCCGUUCACAGGAACCUCGGCCACCCUGAAGAGCAACUACUACGUGACCAUCUAG